GGUCCUGCAUCGGUGCCCUGGUCUGCACAUCCGCCCAUCGGGCCGGCCGCAUGUCGCUCGCGAUUGUCGUUCUCCUGGGUCUCCCUGGAGCGGGCAAGUCGACUCUCUGCGACACCCUGGUUCGCUCGCAGACACACUCCCAUGUCGUCGUCCUCGCUUUCGACAGGCUGUUCCAAGAAUGGAUUGCGCCAGACCCAGACUCAGACCCAGACCUGCUCGGGCCUGCUGAUGCGGAAGCCUCGCCGCUUGCUGGUGCCCUGGCAUUCCCGCGGAUCGACUUCAAAGAUGCCCGCAUGAGUCUGGUGGCCCUAUUAGACGAGCACAUCAUCCCGGCUCUCCUCGGCCAACGACCCCUGGCGACAACCCCAGCAGUCGCACCGCUGAUGGAUCGCUGGCUCAGCUCACAGUCUCCAGUCUGCUCCUGCUUGGCAGCCAAUGAGUCUCGUCAGAGCAACCAUGCCAACCGCAUCGACAUCACGGACCAAACUGAUUCUGCCAGCCAGCCAGAUCAUCUCAUCGUUAUCGACGAUAACAACUAUUAUCUGUCGAUGCGCAGAGCUUACUACGAGGUCGCAUUCAAAUACCGCCUUAGCUAUGUCCAACUCUUCCUGCCAUGUCCACUCGACGUAGCCCUCGAUCGCAAUCUCUCUCGGCCCUGUGGUCAGCGUGUGUCUGAUCGUAUCAUCCAAAGGAUGUGGGACCGAUUUGAGCUGCCCCAAGGUUGCCCCGACAGCCGCCCUCGAGAGAAGCAAAGGCACACCAACGAGCCAUGGGACGCCGAGCUGACAAUCGUAGUUGGAGACGAAGAAAACUGGAUUCCCCGUAACAGGGAGGCAUGGCUGCAGAUCUUCGAGGCAUCGAAGCAACACCAUGAUUGGAGAAGCAGGGAGCUCGCUUCCCGUUCCAGGCUUGCUGCUCAGAAGGAAAAGGACAGGGCCACAACAGCCAGCAACAGGGUGCACCAGCUUCAUUGCUCGUUGAACCGCAUCAUCGGCGAAGCCAUCUCAUCAAUCCUUGCGCGAACGCCGAGCGAGGGUCGUCGAAUGAAAGAAGUGUCGCGACUGUGCUCGCAGCUGAAGAAGCGCUUCCUUGCCGAGCUGAGCCCUCAAGAGUUGCAGUCGGCUCACGGGCUGCAUGAGAUUGAAGAACAUUUCAGGGCCCAAUUGGAGGAAGGCCUACAGCAGAGCGAUUCAUGAACUGGGCAUUGGAUGUCUCUGGCUAUGGUGGAGCUGAAAUUUAGUUGGAGAAUCCGAGUCUCCGUGGGAUGGGUGUGUAUUCGAGACCCAGAGAAAGCGGCACACCUAGCUUAUAGUCGGUCCAGAAAAACGGAACAGUCACUUCCUGGCUUCAGCGGCCUGCAGCCUGCCGAACUUCCGUAGGCCCCAGUGAGCAAGCCGUGAGAUUGUUUCCCGUCCUGGUUGGCAAUCGAGUGGUUUUGGUUGGUUUGGGAAGCAUGGUCUUGAAUACACCCGGUCGAUCUCCUGUGGCGAUGAUC
Molecule: messenger RNA, 1495 nt
Organism: Polychytrium aggregatum
Lineage: Eukaryota; Fungi; Chytridiomycota; Chytridiomycetes; Polychytriales
Exons: 5
Coding region: 51-1196 (381 amino acids)
Molecular function (GO): kinase activity; tRNA binding
Source: RefSeq, a predicted model, not a curated record